UGGUUUAGUUGUGGUUGAGUUGUGGUUGUGUUGGGUUUGGGUUGGGUUGUGGUUGAUUUGUGGUUGUGUUGGGAUUGGGUUGUGGUUGUGUUGUGGUGAUGCAGUACCAUAGUGGCGUCAGUCUGCCCCUGCUGGGCCGGCCCCGGUACUGCCCAGGUGCCAGCUCCAAUGGAGGAUAUCUCUGUGAAACUGGACACUGCUGUGGAGAAACAGGCUGCUGCACGUAUUACUACGAACUCUGGUGGUUCUGGCUGCUGUGGACGGUUCUGAUCCUGUUCAGUUGCUGCUGCGCGUACCGACACCGCCGGGCCAAACUCAGAGUCCAACAGCAGCAGAGACAGAGAGAGAUCAACCUGCUGGCCUAUCAUGGAGCCACCUCCUACUCCUCCUCCAUGCUGGACCUCAGUUUCCUGGCGUCCCUGAAGCUUCCGUCCUAUGAGGAGGUCGCCGCCCAGCCCUCCACGCCUCCUCCCCCAUACAGCACGGUGUUCGCUGCCCACGGCGGCGCUGCCCGCUACCCCCAGCCGCCCCACCACCCCCCCGGACCACAGCCCCAUCCUGGCCCCAGCGCCAGCGCUGCACCCUCGUCCUUCAGCUCUGACAACAGCUCCAGCUGCUCCUGUGAGUCCUGCUGCCCCUCCUCCCCCUGUAGCUCUUCCCUCUCCGCCCCCGUGACCUACGAGACGGACACCAGCCGUGCCUCCACCCCCAGUGACGCUCCACCCACAAUGUUGUCCGAGUAUGCAACUGCCACUGUUGUGAUGGAGACAGUUGUCACAGAAACGCCAGAGACGGUUGUCACAGUAACUUCAGAGACAGGUGCAGAAGGUGCUAACAGCAGUAGGACAGCUGUUGUUGCUGAGGCAUUGAUUGUUGCCACGGUAAUCUCUGAGGACGUCAGCCCCGGACAGUCUCCUGACUCUGUACUGGUGGACUACAUUCUGGAUGCUUCCAUGGAAACCGUUACUGUGGAGACUGAGGCCAGUGGUGUAGCUUCUCCAACUACUCCCAUGCUCACAGAACAGCCUCUAGUUGCCACACCAACAGAAAGUCCUCUAGUUGGCACGUCAACAGAACAGCCUAUUGUUCCCACGCCAACAGAACAUCCUCUUGUUGCCACACCUACAGAACAUCCUUUAGUUGCCACACCAACAGAAUCUCCUAUUGCUGGGACUGUCAGCCCUGGUCACAACAAACUCCUUACUACAGGCCCUGUCUCUGUGUCAACCUCACACUCUGUCCUGGACUCUGGAAUAACAGACCCUGUCUCAACCACACACUCUGGAAUAACUACAGACUCUUUCCCAACCCCAUAUUCUGUCCUGGACUCUGGAAUAACUACAGACCCUGUUUCAACCCCACACCCUGGAUUAACGACAGAGCCUGUCUCAGUCUCAACCCCACACUCUGGAAUAACUACAGACCGUGUUUCAACCCCACACCCUGGAUUAACGACAGAGCCUGUCUCAGUCUCAACCCCACACUCUGGAAUAACUACAGACCCUGUUUCAACCCCACACUCUGGAAUAACGACAGACCCUGUCCCGGUCUCAACCCCACACUCUGGAAUAACUACAGACCCUGUCCCGGUCUCAACCCCACACUCUGGAAUAACUACAGACCCUGUCCCGGUCUCAACCCCACACUCUGGAAUAACGACAGACCCUGUCCCGGUCUCAACUCCACACUCUGGAAUAACUACAGACCCUGUCCCGGUCUCAACCCCACACUCUGGAAUAACUACAGACCCUGUCCCGGUCUCAACCCCACACUCUGGAAUAACUACAGACCCAGUUUCAACCCCACACUCUGGAAUAACUACAGACCCUGUUUCAACUCCACACUCUGGAGUAACGACAGAGCCUGUCUCAGUAUCAACCCCACACUCUUCCCUGGACUCUGGUGUUACUACAGACCCUAUCUCUGCCCCCACUGUGACCCCUGUAACCCCGACCAUGACCCUGACCUCUCCAGCUCCAGUCUCUUCUAGAGUUCUAGACUCAGCUGUGAUCUCCCCAUCCUCUCCUCCUCUGUCAUCCCCCUCCUUUCCACCUCUCUCCUCCCCCUCCUCUUCUCCUGUCUCCUCCCCUCCUAAUCCUCCUCAUUCUGUGCCCACCCAGUCGCCCCCAAAGCAGACACUCUUCUCCCCUUGUGUGGAUGUGUACCAGCCUGGCCCCCAUACUUGGAGGAGUGAUGAAGAGGAGGAGGAGGAGGUGAGUGCAGACGAGAGCCAGUACCGCCACCGUCGUUUAACUGGGGACUCGGGCAUUGAAGUGUGUCGCUGGCACUUAGAACGGGGCGUCAUCCUGGGAGGAAUGGGACAUCAUCCUGUGAGGAAUGGGACAUCAUCCUGGGAGGAAUGGGACAUCAUCCUGGGAGGAAUGGGACAUCAUCCUGGGAGGAAUGGGACAUCAUCCUGUGAGGGAUGGGACAUCAUCCUGUGA
Esox lucius (northern pike) is the source of this 2444-nucleotide messenger RNA. RefSeq names its product flocculation protein FLO11. The coding region runs from base 99 to 2444 and encodes 781 amino acids. The transcript has 7 exons. NCBI's taxonomy places the organism in Eukaryota, Metazoa, Chordata, Actinopteri, Esociformes, Esocidae. The record is from RefSeq and is a predicted model, not a curated record.